UUCCGGCCGGGUUUGGGGUCGUGGUUUCCGUUUGGGGAUUGCUGGAUGGUUGUGACAGAUGAGCCGUCUGAGGCUGGGGUGUUCCAAGGAGCCAACAUGUCUGCCCUGUACCCAUCUUUGGAGGAUCUGAAGGUAGACCAAGUCAUCCAGGCCCAGGCUAGAACUUUGCCCAGGAUGCCUGCCUUGCCGGCCCAGGAGGCAGCUCCCUCCCCACCUUCAGUCUUGUACCCAAACCUGGCAGAACUGGAGAGCUACAUGGGUCUUUCCCUCUCCAGUCAAGCAGUCCAGGAGAACCUGCUUCAGAUUCCAGAGGGUGACAGUAUAGCGGUCUCCUGCCCCUGGCCCAGCCAGGUGGUGGCUCCAGUGUCUGGGAACAACCUGGGCAUACGUCGUGCCGAGAUCAAGCCUGGGGUGCGUGAGAUCCACUUGUGCAAGGAUGAGCGAGGCAAGACUGGGCUGCAGCUGCGGGCCAUCGACAAGGGGCUCUUUGUGCAGCUGGUCCAGGCCAACACCCCUGCAUCCCUUGUGGGGCUGCGCUUUGGGGACCAGAUCCUGCAGAUUGAUGGGCAAGACUGUGCCGGGUGGAGUGCACACAAAGCCCACAGAGUGGUGAAGAAGGCAUCAGCAGAGAGGAUUGUCAUGGUUGUUCGGGACAGGCCAUUCCAGCGGAGUGUCACCAUGCAUAAGGACAGCUUGGGCCAAGUUGGUUUUGUCAUCAAGAAGGGGAAGAUUGUGUCUGUGGUCAAGGGAAGCUCUGCUGCCCGCAACGGGCUCCUCACCAACCACUAUGUGUGCGAGGUGAAUGGGCAAAACAUCAUCGGGCUGAAGGACAAAAAGAUCACCGAGAUUCUGGCCACAGCUGGAAAUGCUGUCACCCUGACCAUCAUUCCCACCGUGAUCUAUGAGCACAUGGUCAAAAAGUUGUCCCCAAGGUUGCUCCAUCACACCAUGGACCACUCUAUCCCAGAUGUCUGAAGCCACAGGAGGGCAACUUGGGCCUCCC
Messenger RNA from Castor canadensis (American beaver), 1003 nucleotides. It is a transcript of the gene Sdcbp2, whose product is annotated as syndecan binding protein 2. Gene Ontology annotation, cellular component: plasma membrane; cytoplasm. The record is from RefSeq and is a predicted model, not a curated record. Lineage: Eukaryota; Metazoa; Chordata; Mammalia; Rodentia; Castoridae. Gene Ontology annotation, molecular function: protein binding.